Molecule: messenger RNA, 1303 nt
Organism: Dermacentor silvarum
Lineage: Eukaryota; Metazoa; Arthropoda; Arachnida; Ixodida; Ixodidae
Product: WD repeat and HMG-box DNA-binding protein 1
Exons: 5
Biological process (GO): DNA-templated DNA replication; DNA repair; mitotic cell cycle
Cellular component (GO): nuclear replication fork
Molecular function (GO): chromatin binding
Source: RefSeq, a predicted model, not a curated record
GAAAAGAAAACAAGAAAAUGAAGCAGCACUGAUGAUGUAAAACACAUAUUUUAAAAAUAUAAUUACAGCGCACAUUACUGACUUACUAUAUCACUAUAUUAGUAGAGAACUUCAGCUUAUAGUACAUCAGGGUACACAAGGCAGUGUAUUGCUUCUAAGAAUGCAUUAACCAAUUCUAUUUUGACAACUGAAUCAGGCAAAGAAUUCCACUGCUGAAUUGCCAUGGGAAACUACCUGAAGCAGUCACAAAUGUUGCGUUAUUAUUCAAUAAAACUAAAUUCUGCUUGUGAAAACAUUUCCACUCCUGGUUUCCAAACCUUCCAUUGGAAGGAUUCCGAUGGUGAGAAGAUGCAAAAGGGUACUUGCUUCGGGCGAGUUUCUAUGCACAAGUUUCCAAAGCAGGUGAAGCUGACAACAGCAAAGUUGCUGAAGAAAUCGCCGUGGUCUAAAAACGAUGUGUUGCUUAUCAGUAUCUUAUGUUCCAAGUUUGCUGCUGAUUCUGCGCUGCAUCUAAAGGUAAAUCAUUGUUGGUAGAGUGUGUGUGUAUUCCUAAAACAAAAUGUGUGUUUGAAGGGUCUCUGUUAUGCGAGGCUUAACUGUGUCUGGCCUUUUGGCCUGCUUGAGGGAAGCCCUUUUCACGACAAGCACACCGAUGAUCAGGUGGCAAUUCUAACGCAGCUUAUCCUGUGGUGAGGACGUCUGCAGCCUGAGCUGGAACCCCCGUCAGAAAGAACUUGUUUACUGCAAUGCCCAGGGCCAGUUAGGCCUCGUCGAGGGCAUCGAGAGUGGCAGUAGCAAAGAGCAAGUGCCACCUCCGGUAACCAAGGCAAUGCCAGAAGAAAGAGUGGACGGCGAGGAUGACGGCAUAGACCUGGGCCAGAUCAAGGCAACCUAUGAGCCACUCAUCUUUGGAGACUCGGAUGCUGAAGAAGAAGACACAGCUGUUGUGCCAAGUGCAGGGCACACAGCACCCGUGCAGCCAGAGUACCGCCCCCGUCUGGUGCAGGACGCCUUCCAGCCUGGCUCCACACCCGUCCACCUCCAGCACCGCUUCAUGGUGUGGAAUUCCGUGGGCAUGGUCCGAGCGCACAACACGGCCGAGGAGAGCAGCAUUGACGUGGAGUUCCACGACACCUCAGUGCACCACGCGCUACACCGUGGCAACACCCAGGGCCAUACCAUGGCAGCACUGAGUGAGAAGGCCCUUGUGUUGGCUGGGCCCCAGCAGCUGGAGUGCUUGCAUCUUGGUUCCUGGGAUGCCAACAAGGAGUGGGCCGUUGACACGCUCUCCGACGGCAUCCAG